Messenger RNA from Pieris rapae (cabbage white), 2558 nucleotides. RefSeq names its product clavesin-1 (gene Cralbp). The record is from RefSeq and is a predicted model, not a curated record. Gene Ontology annotation, cellular component: membrane. The coding region runs from base 125 to 1117 and encodes 330 amino acids. The transcript is spliced from 7 exons. Gene Ontology annotation, molecular function: phosphatidylinositol bisphosphate binding. NCBI's taxonomy places the organism in Eukaryota, Metazoa, Arthropoda, Insecta, Lepidoptera, Pieridae.
AAAGGCAGUGCAGUGGAUAGAAGACGUGUGCGCCGCCUGCGUUCAACAUUAUAGGUUUGUGCGUCGUCGAGUUAACUGCUUUUCGCGCGAAAGGAUAACAGAUACUUAAUCUGAAGUCAGCAAGAUGACGACGGCAAGCGUCUUGCUCACUGUAUCGACAAAUUGGGGCUCAAAUGAUCAUUGUGAAAAAGACGGGAUUGUACGAAAAGUGAGGAAUACGGCUGAAGUAGCUGCGAGUGAGCUAAGAGAGUCUCCGGCUACGAAGGAACAGGCUCUCUUUAAUAUGAGAGAAUGGAUUCAGAAGAAUCCAGAUAUAAGAAACGUAAGACAAGAUGAUACGUUUUUAUUACGAUUUCUCCGACACAAGAAGUUCAGCGUGCCAAUGGCCCAGCAGACACUACUUAAGUACUUAAACCUGCGAAAAUUCUACAGCAACUGUAUGGUAAACCUGGACUGUCAAGAUCCGAACCUGAAGGAAAUUAUUAGCAGCGGGUACAUUGCUGUUUCACCAGUUCGUGACAGCUUGGGUCGGAGAGUCAUAGUGUAUAAUAUGAGCAAAUUCAAUAUAAGCAAGUUCACAUGCUGGGAUAUGGUGCGCGCGCAUAUUGUGAUCUACGAGACAUUGAUGGAAGACCAGACGGAUCAGGUCCAUGGCUUCGUGCAUGUUGGCGAUGGUAUGGGAUCCAGUAAGACACACGUCACAGCUUGGAACCCUGUAGACUUCGCUCGGCUCAUUAAGUGGGGAGAGCAAUCCUUCCCAAUGCGCCACAAAGGUUUCCAGCUGUUCAAUGUUCCAUCAGCUCUUAAAUACAUUAUUGAUUUUGCUGCGAGCAAAGUGUCUCCUAAGAUAGGCGAGCGUUUACGUCUCCAUUCAACAAGCAAGACGCUAUACAAAGAAAUGGAUAUCACUUGUCUACCUACAAACUUUGGCGGCAAGAUUCCUCUACAAGAAAUGAUUGACUUCACUCAUAAACUUCUUGAAGAGAAGCGGCAAGUUCUUCUUGCCCUCGACGACAUGGAGAUCUUAAGUACGAGAGGAAUUUUAUCUUCAAGAAAUACCAGUUCAUCCCCCCAAGGGUCUAUAGAAGGCAGUUUUAGGAAGCUAGAAAUUGAUUAAUGGCAUUUAUAUAUUAAUUUUGGUUAAGAUUUGAGAUGUGAUUAGUUUUAAGGUAGGGCUAGUAUGUACCUUACGAGUUUGAUAUAUAGUCUUGCUGUAACUUAGUAGUAAGUAGCCUCCAUGAAAACACGUAGUUUCAAUCGGUGGUUUAUAUAAAAAUCGCUGCGUCUCGAAAAUUCCUUAAAUGUGUUUGUGAACAUAAAGGAAGGUUUUAAUUUUUAGUAUGAGAGAUGAAAUCAACUUUCAAAAUAAAUCCUAUGGAUUUAUUACACUACUGAAAAACAGUGAAUGACAAUAAUUUACAAUUUAUUAAAUCUAUCUUGGUAUAAAAAUUUAAAUUUGCUAUUGAAGUUCCAUAGUAAGCCUUACUUGGUUGUGAUGUCCAAACAUUCCGACAAGAUAUCACACAUAACAGAUUGUACAUACAGUAUUAUCUAUGAAUUUUUUUGAAUAUAGAAAUUAACUAUUACAAAGAAACCUCAAAAUGGCGUCUAUGUUAGAUUUCAUUUUUCAAUUCAAAAGAAAGGGAUACAAAUAUUGUGGCCACAUCUUACAAGUCUCUUUUACACCAACAUUUUUAAGUGGUUCUCGUAACGAGAGAUUUAACAAUAUAUCAUAGUAAAUUUUACAUUCAAAUCAAUAAAGUUGUGAUUUUAUUUUUAAUUUUCGUGCAUGGUACUCGUAUAUCUAAAUUAAUGUGACUAAAUUAAAUCAAUCUGGUACUGUUUGUGUCAAUUAUUUUGUUAGUUUCGAAUUUAUAUUCAUUAAACUUGCAUAGGAACACUACGCUUAUGUGUUUUACACUCCGAUUAAUUAAGAAUAUCAAUCAAAAGAGUCGUAGUUCAAAUUAUUAACGUAGUUUAGUGUAAACCAGUGGUGUAGCAAAGGGGGGAAUGUCGCACCAGGUGUCACCAAAGUACAAAUGAAAAAAUAAAUCGCUAGCAUAAUAUUUUCUUUUUCAAGGAUUCCUCCACUAGCACUAGCUUAGCUCUAUGUAGAAUUCGGGGAAUCCCGCAAAAGAGCCUGACGCUGUCUUGGGAUAUUCCCCGUCCCAUGCUCGCUCUCUUUUAAUAAAUAAUCCAUGUCGUUUAUGAUAUAAAAUUUCUUUCUUUUUACUUUCGAUGGGGUGAUACCACCAACUUUCUCACGGGGUGCCAUACAAGGUAGCUACGCCACUGGUAUAAACGGGUGUUAAAACGCUUCGAGAAAGCUACAGGUGGUGCAUUACGAAGAAAGCUGGCCGCUGUUGUUUGCUGAAAAAAAAUAUGUAGCCUAUACGUCAUGUUUAUAAAAGUCUCAGGAUUACCGGGAAAAAGAUUAGUUAUUCAAGGAAAAGGUCUUGGAUUUUGUUCUUUGGUUGAGUCUUUAAGUGUUAAUUUAAGGAAAUUUAAACUCCCUUGCCUUGUAUAAAGUGAUGUAUAAAUAAAAGGUAUUAAUUCUC